Messenger RNA from Coffea eugenioides, 1380 nucleotides. Its product is annotated as cytochrome P450 87A3-like. Gene Ontology annotation, molecular function: oxidoreductase activity, acting on paired donors, with incorporation or reduction of molecular oxygen; iron ion binding; heme binding. The transcript has 8 exons. The record is from RefSeq and is a predicted model, not a curated record. Gene Ontology annotation, biological process: sterol metabolic process. NCBI's taxonomy places the organism in Eukaryota, Viridiplantae, Streptophyta, Magnoliopsida, Gentianales, Rubiaceae. The coding region runs from base 1 to 1380 and encodes 459 amino acids.
AUGGCUUUGGAGCUAACGAACCGCGUUCCCUCAUAUUUCAAUGAAAUUGCAGCCAAGGUGGACCUGUCAAUGGUUGGCCUCAGUGUUGUAGCUUUACUAGCAGUUUACGUUAGUAACUACAUUUACAGAUGGAGAAAUCCCAAAUGCAGCGGUGCCCUUCCUCCUGGUUCUAUGGGCCUCCCCAUGAUUGGAGAAUCCCUUCAGUUAGUACUCCCAAAUGCUUCCAUAGACCUUCCACCGUUUUUGAAGAAGAGAAUUAAGAGGUAUGGUCCGAUUUUCAAAACCAAUGUUGCGGGCAGGCCUGUCAUCAUCACAGCAGACCCGGAAUUCAACCAUUUUCUCCUUCGCCAAGAUGGAAAACUGGUUGAUACAUGGUCGAUGGACACUUUUGCUGAAGUCUUUGAUCAGGCUAGUCAGUCUUCCAAAAAGUAUACCAGACACUUGACCUUGAACCACUUUGGCGUGGAUUCCCUUAAAGAGAAGCUACUUCCGCAAAUGGAAGAUAUGGUUUGCGAAACCCUUCGUAAAUGGUCAAGUGAAGAAUCAAUUGAAGUGAAAGGAGCAGCGGUUACAAUGACAAUCAAUUUUGCUGCAAAACAGAUCUUCAGCGGUGACCUUGAAAAUGCACCGUUGAAUAUUAGUGAAAUGUUCAAGGACUUGGUAGAAGGACUCAUGUCCUUUCCUAUCAACAUCCCUGGGACUGCACAUCACAAAUGUUUACAGAUCCACAAGAAGGUCAGAAAAAUGAUGAAGGAUGUGGUGCAAAAGAGGCUAGCAGCCCCUGAGAGAACUCAGGGAGACUUGCUUGACCACAUCAUCCAAGACAUGGACACCGAGACAUACAUUAAAGAGGAUUUCGUAGUACAGUUGAUGUUUGGUCUGUUAUUUGUCACCUCCGAUUCUAUUUCGACAACAUUAGCUUUGGCAUUCAAGUUGCUUGCUGAACAUCCUGCAGUCUUGGAGGAAUUAACUGUUAUCAAUGAAGUUCUCAGGCUGGGGAACAUUGCACCAGGGUUUUUCCGCAGAGCCCUGAAAGACAUCCCUGUCAAUGGAUAUACAAUUCCAGAAGGCUGGGUGAUUAUGAUCGCCACAGCAGCUCUACAUUUGAAUUCCAACCAAUUUGAAGAUCCCCUUGCCUUCAAUCCAUGGCGCUGGAAGAACAUCCAGCCAAGUGUUGUAUCAAAAUGUUUUAUGCCAUUCGGGUCAGGCAUGAAGCAGUGUGCAGGAGCUGAGUACAGCAGGGUGUUGUUGGCUACCUUCCUACAUGUCUUGGUCACAAAAUAUAGAUGGGCUAUGGUCAAGGGAGGAAAGAUCGUCCGAGCUCCUAUCAUAAGGUUUCCUGAUGGAUUUCAUUUCAAAAUCUCAGAGAAGAGCAACUAA